CUUUGUCUCUCCCUCCAGCCGGAGCUCCAGGUCUCGUCUUCACUGCUCUGUGUCCUCUGCUUCUAGAGGCCCAGUCUCUGUGGCCCUGUGACCUGCAGGUAUUGGCGAUCCAUAGCUAAGACGCCAGGUCCCCCGGAAACCUAGAAAUGGAACCAUUGAAAUUUAGGGAUGUGGCCAUAGAAUUCUCUCUGGAGGAGUGGCAAUGCCUGGACACUAUACAGCAGAAUUUAUAUAGGAAUGUGAUGUUAGAGAACUACAGAAACCUGGUCUUCUUGGGUAUUGCUGCCUCUAAGCCAGACCUGAUCAUCUGUCUGGAGCAAGAAAAAGAGCCUCGGACUAGAAAGACACAUAGGACGGUGGCCGAACUCCCAGUUAUUUGUUCUCAUUUUGCCCAAGACUUUUCACCAGAGCAGAAUAUAAAAGAUUCCUUCCAAAAAGUGACACUGAGAAGAUAUGGAAAAUGUGAACAUGAGAAUUUACAGUUAAGUAAAAGUGUGGAUGAGUGCAAGGUGCAAAAAGGAGGUUAUAAUGGACUUAACCAAUGUUUGCCAACUACCCAGAGCAAAAUAUUUCAAUGUGAUAAAUAUAUGAAAAUCUUACAUAAAUUUUCAAAUUUAAGUGGACAUAAGGUAAGACACACCAGAAAAAAACCUUUUAAAUGUAAAGAAUUUGGCAAAUCAUUUUGCAUGUUUUCAAACCUAACUCAACAUAAAAUAAUUUGUACUAGAGUAAAUUUCUACAAAUGUGAAGAUUGUGGAAAAGCCUUUAAUGGAUCCUCAAUCUUUACUAAACAUAAAAGAAUUCAUAUUGGAGAGAAACCGUACAUAUGUGAAGAAUGUGGCAAAGCCUGUAACCAGUUCACAAACCUUACUACACAUAAGAUAAUUUAUACUAGAGAGAAACUCUACAAACGUGAAGAAUGUAGCAAAGCCUUUAACCCGUCGUCACACAUUACAACACAUACAAUAAUUCAUACUGGAGAGAAUCCCUACAAACGUGAAGAAUGUGGCAAAGCCUUUAAUCAGUCCUCAACCCUUACUACACAUAAGAUAAUUCAUACCAGAGAGAAACUCAAUGAAUAUAAGGAAUGUGGCAAAGCUUUCAACCAGUCCUCACACCUUACCAGACAUAAGAUGAUUCAUACUGGAGAGAAACCCUACAAGUGUGAAGAAUGUGGCAAAGCCUUUAACCAGUUCUCACACCUUACCAGACAUAAGAUAAUUCAUACUGGAGAGAAGCCCUACAAAUGUGAAGAAUGUGGCAAAGCCUUUAGGCAGUCCUCACACUUUACUACACAUAAGAUAAUUCAUACUGGAGAGAAACCCUACAAAUGUGAAGAAUGUGGCAAAGCUUUUAACAAGUCCUCACACCUUACUAGACAUAAGAGCAUUCAUACUGGAGAAAAACCCUACCAGUGUGAAAAAUGUGGCAAAGCUUCUAACCAGUCCUCAAACCUUACUGAACAUAAGAAUAUUCAUGCUGAAGAGAAACCAUACAAAUGUGAAGAAUGUGGCAAAGCCUUUAACCAGUUCUCAAACCUUACUACACAUAAAAGAAUUCAUACUGGAGAGAAACCCUACAAAUGUGAAGAAUGUGGCAAAGCUUUUAGCCAGUCCUCAAUCCUUACUACGCAUAAGAGAAUUCAUACUGGAGAGAAACCCUACAAAUGUGAAGAAUGUGGCAAAGCUUUCUAUCGAUCCUCAAAACUUACUGAACAUAAGAAAAUUCAUACUGGAGAGAAACCCUACGCAUGUGAAGAAUGUGGCAAAGCCUUUAACCAUUCCUCACACCUUACUACACAUAAGGUAAUUCAUACUGGAGAGAAACCCUACCAAUGUGAAGAAUGUGGUAAAGCCUUUAACCAGUCCUCACACCUUACUAGACAUAAGAGAAUUCAUACUGGAGAGAAACCCUACCAAUGUGAAAAAUGUGGCAAAGCUUUUAACCAGUCCUCAAACCUUACUGGACAUAAGAAAAUUCAUAGUGGUGAGAAACUCUACAAACCUAAAAGAUGUAACAGUGAUUUUGAAAACACUUCAAAGUUUUCUAAACAUAAAAGAAAUUAUGCUGGUGAGAAAUCUUAGGAACGUGAAGAAUGUAACAAAACCUUUAAAGGUUGUCACACUUGAUUGUACAUAAGAUAAUUCAUACUUAAAAAAACCUACAAGUGUGAAGAAUGUGGCAAAACUUUUAACCAAUGCUCACACCUUAUUGCACAGGAAAGCAUUUGGACUGGAAGCAAAAUGUUUCAAUGUGAUAAAUAUGUGAAAGUCUUUAAUAAAUUUUCACAUUCAGAUAGACAUAAGAUAAAACAUAUGGAAAGUAAACCUUUCAAAUGUAAAGAAUGUGGCAAAUCAUUUUGCAUGCUUUCACACCUAACUCGACAUAAAAGAAAUUAUACCAAGGUGAAUUUCUGCAAAUGUGAAGAAUGUGAAAAAGCUUUUAACCAAUCUUCAAAGCUUACUAAGCGUAAAAGAAUUUAUACUUGUGAGAAACUCUACAAAUGUCAAGAAUGUGACAAAACUUUUAACCAAUUCUCAAACCUUACUGAAUAUAAAAAAGAUUAUACUCGAGAGAAACCAUACAAAUGUGAAGAAUGUGGCAAAGCCUUUAAUCAGUCCUCACACCUUACUACACAUAAGAUAAUUCAUACAGGAGAGAAACCCUACAAAUGUGAAGAAUGUGGCAAAGCCUUUAACCAGUUCUCAAAUCUUACUACACAUAAAAAAAUUCAUACUGGAGAGCAACCCUACAUAUGUGAAGAAUGUGGCAAGGCUUUUACCCAAUCCUCAACCCUUACUACACAUAAGAGAAUUCAUACUGGAGAGAAACCCUACAAAUGUGAAGAAUGUGGAAAAGCUUUUAACCGAUCCUCAAAACUUACUGAACAUAAAAACAUUCAUACUGGAGAGCAACCCUACAAAUGUGAGGAAUGUGGCAAAGCUUUUAACCGAUCCUCAAAUCUUACGGAACAUAGGAAAAUUCAUACCGAAGAGAAACCCUACAAAUGUAAAGAAUGUGGCAAAGCUUUUAAACACUCCUCAGCCCUUACUACACAUAAGAGAAUUCACACUGGAGAGAAACCCUACAAAUGUGAAGAAUGUGGCAAAGCUUUUAACCGAUCCUCAAAACUUACUGAACAUAAGAAACUUCAUACUGGAAAGAAACCCUACAAAUGUGAAGAAUGUGGCAAAGCUUUUAUCCAGUCCUCAAAACUUACUGAACAUAAGAAAAUUCAUUCUGGAGAGAUACCCUACAAGUGUGAAGAAUGUGGCAAAGCUUUUAAACACUCCUCAUCCCUUACUACACAUAAGAGAAUUCAUACUGGGGAGAAACCCUACAAAUGUGAAGAAUGUGGCAAAGCUUUUAGCCGAUCCUCAAAACUUACUGAACAUAAGAUAAUUCAUACUGGAGAGAAACCCUAUAAAUGUGAGAAAUGUGACAAAGCUUUUAACCAAUCUGCAAACCUUACUAAACAUAAAAAAAUUCAUACUGUCACACCUGUAAUCCCAGCACUUUGGGAGGCCGAGGCAGGCGGAUCACGAGGUCAGGAGAUCGAGACCAUCCUGGUUAACAUGGUGAAACCCCGUCUCUACUAAAAAUACAAAAAAUUAGCCGGGC
Symphalangus syndactylus (siamang) is the source of this 3621-nucleotide messenger RNA. RefSeq names its product zinc finger protein 681-like. The record is from RefSeq and is a predicted model, not a curated record. Gene Ontology annotation, biological process: regulation of DNA-templated transcription. Gene Ontology annotation, molecular function: RNA polymerase II cis-regulatory region sequence-specific DNA binding; DNA-binding transcription factor activity, RNA polymerase II-specific. Lineage: Eukaryota; Metazoa; Chordata; Mammalia; Primates; Hylobatidae.